AUGAGGUCGCGCUUCUGCCUGCAGGUCACCGCAGGUGCCUUUGCUGUCAGCGUCUACAUCGCAACUUGUGAGCACAUUUCUGAAGGCCAACCGGCCUUCCCCAUAGGCUUUACCUGUAUUGAAUUCAACAGUGACUACUCCGGCGAGGAACUUGCGCGUUUCCCAGCGUCGACGCCGCAGGCUUGCCGCGAGCGAUGCUCUCAGGAAUCAGAGUGUACCUUUAUCACACAUAACGUACUGUCUUCUAUUUGUGUGCUGCGAAAGGGGCCACCCUAUGUUGGGAAGCAACACAGGGUAAACGUCGCCUCAGCUCCCAAAGAAUGCCUCAAAUGCCCAGAAAACGAUGUUGCAUACAAGGGUGAGUCCCUCGGCUCCAGUCAAGCCAGGUCUGCGUCACACUGUCAAGCCCUCUGUGUAGAAGACGAAAGCUGCUCAUACUUCACGUUUGACAUUUUAACUUGGGAUUGCCACAUGUUCAAAAAGGGGGCCAUCGAGUUCCCGGAAAUGAACAAGAUCUCAGGCAGACGGGACUGCUCUGUUGAUAAGUUGGCAAUUGAUCCAGCACCGUCUUGUGCAGUCAGGCAUGUGGCCUACACCGGGAGCGUAUUGGAAACGGCAUCAGCAGAGGACGCUGUUGCCUGCCAGAUGCUCUGCCAGCAACGCUCUUCUUGCGAGGCCUUUGUCUUCGAUACUGCCAGCGGAACGUGCAGCCUGCACUUAGCUUUGGCAGAGGCAACGAAGACAUCAAGUACAACUGCUAUUUCUGGCCCUAGGGAAUGCGCUCCGAAAUGCAUGCUGACCGGGAAGAGCUACAGGACCAGCGAAGAGCUCCUCACGGUCGAACAAGGCCUCGACACAGCCGAAGAGUGCCAACUAAGGUGUCAAAGUACAACUAACUGCGGAGCCUGGAGCUUUGCAUCCGCUUCUCGAAAGUGUGACCUGUUUGAGAAUGCUAGUGAGGAACGGGAAGAAGAGGGCAUUACAAGCGGCCCCAAGUACUGCCCUGGCGCGUGCGACACCAUCGGAUUCCACUCGCCCGCACUAGAAAAGACCUGGUAUUCGAAGGAAACUUUGGAGCUAGAGGCCUGCCGCGAGGCCUGCAGGGCUGAGCCGAAAUGUGUGAUUUUCACGUGGUGGGGAAACGAUAGGUGUUUCUUGAAGGAAGACUCCUGCUUGACCAACCUGGAACCCCAAGCAGACACUGUACGGACAGGAUGGGGCACCUGCUCUUCCUGCUUUCGUCAAGGCAAGGGAUACAGUGUGGCAGCUAGCGUUUUGCUGUGGUCGCUAGACACGCAGAAUGCAGAAGAGUGCAGGCAGCGCUGCGCCUUUAUGGAAGAAUGCAGCCGCUUCACUUACGACACAGCAACAAAGGUGUGCAGUUUUCUGAGAGGGGAGGCAGGGGACGAAGAGGGGGAUACGCUGAUUUCGGGGCCAGCAAACUGCGUGGAAGAUACCUCUUGCAUCCUGAGGAAUAUUAUGUGGCAGAACAACAGCAACUUUGUGAUAACAACGAACGACCCCAGCGACGCGGAAGGCUGCCUCGCAUUAUGCCAGAAAACACCAAAAUGCAACUUUUGGACCUUCAAUAAGGACCGUCUGCAGUGCAAUCUCAAGACAGGCAACGAGAGCCCUAAAAUCCUUCCUGCUACCUCUGCCAGCUUCGAUUCAGGGCCCAAGCGAUGCAUGAAGACCUCAGGCCUGUGCCUCGAACUCAAUAUAGACUAUCACGGCGGAGAUAUUUACAAAACAGCGCAGAAACCUGGCGGUGAACCAGCCUGUAGAGAGGAUUGCUACCACGAACCCCAAUGCAGGGCAUACACCUAUAAGUCUGGCAAUGGCAACUGCUGGCUGAAGACCAUUACUGGUUUUACGGGGAGGAGAGAAGAACAAAAUGCGAUGUCGGGCUCUAAGAUUGGAUGCCCCAAGUGCCAACGUGCUGGGAUGGCCUACGUAGGAACACUUAUCAAGCAGUUAAAGCUUCCGAAUCAUGCUAUAUGUCAACUCGCUUGCGAAGCAGAAGACAAAUGCGAAUUCUUUACUUUUGAUACCGAAUGCAAGCUGUAUCCAUCCGCGGUUACAGUCAAGACCGCAUCAUAUUCCGUAGUGUCCGGCCCCAAACGCUGCUAA
Messenger RNA from Cyclospora cayetanensis, 2130 nucleotides. RefSeq names its product micronemal protein 4. Gene Ontology annotation, cellular component: extracellular region. The record is from RefSeq and is a predicted model, not a curated record. NCBI's taxonomy places the organism in Eukaryota, Apicomplexa, Conoidasida, Eucoccidiorida, Eimeriidae. Gene Ontology annotation, molecular function: protein binding. The coding region runs from base 1 to 2130 and encodes 709 amino acids. The transcript has a single exon. Gene Ontology annotation, biological process: proteolysis.